Molecule: messenger RNA, 3642 nt
Organism: Plasmodium fragile
Lineage: Eukaryota; Apicomplexa; Aconoidasida; Haemosporida; Plasmodiidae
Exons: 1
Coding region: 1-3642 (1213 amino acids)
Source: RefSeq, a predicted model, not a curated record
AUGGGGAAAAACACAUCAUACGAAAAUGGGUUCCUAAUAUUUGAAGAUUACAACUUUGUUAUCUACACAAAAAGGCGCGGAAGGAGAGUCGACUGGCACGAAAAAAAGAAGAAUUUGCACAAUUUCAAUGUUACCGCGUAUUUUUAUAAGCCCUUCCAAAAUUGCAACCUCAGCCUAGUUAAUAACAGCGCAAACGUAAGACGAGCCACAGAGAAUAAGCUUUUCAAAAGGUUUCAGCUAAGCAUAAAAUGGCUAAUUAAUUUUAUUAUUAAAAUAAAAAGGAGAGUUAAAAAUAUCUACCUAUUUGUCAAAUUUAUUAGCUCGAAAUGUAUACUUAAACUGUCCACCUUUUACUAUUUAAAGUAUAUUGUGGAAAAGAUUUACGAUGAGACGUUAGAAUCAUGCGUUCGUGUAGUUUUACCCGUGUCAGAUUUACACAAGCUCUACACCUUUGUUUAUCACCAGAACUUUUGCUUUAUGAAUUAUUAUGAGCAGUUCCUGUCCAGGAAAGAUGCGCGACGAUUGAGACGGUUCUACUGUCCCGUCGUCGUGAUGAACGGUCCCAAUAGGGCCUUAACCCUCCCCUAUGAAAGGAUGUACGGUCAGGACGUUGUAAAAAUGGCCACACGGAGGGGGAAAAAUCCGUCAGUGGCCGAAACACACCCCAAUGCAAAAAAAACCCAGCGCAAAAGUGCCACUAGAACAAAAAUGCACAGGAGAAAAAAUAUAAAAAUAGAAAAGGACAAAAUAAAAAGGGCCAUAGGAAAAAACUUGCACACAAGCGAUAUAGGCCUCUUCGCAGGAACCUUCGACAAGAUACAUUUUGGACAUAUACUGCUACUUUUUUACUCCAUAUUUCUAACAAAGAAAUUUUACUAUGUCGGAUUAUACAAUAAUAAAAAUAUUCAUAACAAAAAAUAUGCACAAGAAAUUGACGACUUAAAGUUCAGGAUUUACAACAUAUCGGACAUCCUCUUUUUAAUAAAAAAUGUCUACCACGUUGAUUUUGCCUUUCUCAACUUUGAGCACGUUAUGCCAUUUAUAAAGAUAAAAAAUUCUCAUAAAAUUUUGUUUCAAAUUAUGAUGAAUCAGAAAAAUGAGUUAUUGGGGAGGCAUCAUCCAGGGGGGUACAAACAAUGUGAAGCGUCUACGCCUCAUGCAAUUGAAGCCACGCCUGUGAACACAUGCAUGACAAAAAGGAGAGACAUAAAAAAGUACCUCUCCCGUGAGAGCACCAAAAAAAAAGGCGCAACACAGUGUAGUAAAAAAAUGGAUGAACGGGUAGAUCAUUUCGAUACAUAUGAAAUGAAAAAGAAAAUUGAAAAAUAUUUACUUUUUCACAUUGGCAUAGUGAAAGGAAAGAGAUGCAAAAAGAAGGACAACAAAAUUAUCGUGUUGAAGAGAAUACAUGACCCCUUUUCGUUCGCAGUAGAUAUUAAAGAUUUGUACUGCUUAACAAUGUCCAAGGAAUCUGAGGCCAACGGGUAUAUUUUGGUAAACAAAAGACAAUUAAAAAAGGGAAAGGAAAGUACACAUUCAAAUAAGAAUUCAAGAGGGGGAAUAAUCCCCGACCAGCAAUGUGAAAACUGCAAAUGUAUCAACGUAGUACCAAGCGGGGUGAAUACACUUUUGGAAAACCCAAGAACAACUUUGAACAUUUUUGAUACAAUCAAUUUAGGGGAUGGAGGAAAAAUCAGCUCGACAUUAGUCAGGGAGGAGAAUACAUUUUUAAAAAAAAAAAAAUUUGCAAAAUAUUUAAGACAUUUCGUAGACGCUUGCUUAUUCUUCCACAUUGACCACUUCCUCAUACAAAUGUACGUAGAUAUUUUUUUGCACAAAAAUGGAAAGACCCCUUUUAAGAAGCUCUACAUAAAUAAGGUGAAAAAUUACUUUUGUAAAGAAGAAAGGAAAAAAUCGGAGACACAACGGUGUUGCGAAAAGAGCGGACCCCCAAAGGGCAAAAAAAAAGAUCAUUUUAUUGUAAACGAUUUUUUCAGAAACUUAUUCGUCCUGUUGUCUUUUUUCGUCAAUCAUUUUGCCGAUCUGGAAAAUCGUUCUCAUAAUAAAAUACAACUCUUUGUGAAAAUCUCCAUUGCACUCUCUUUCUUUUUUUACAACAAUAUGAUUCUACUCUUAGUAAAAAAGAAGGAGGUGUUAAUAAACCAAAACUUCCAAACCAACCACAAGAAUGUAGAACAGAGAGUAAACAUGUUCCACCCGUGUGAUGACAACGCAUUGCGAAUUUACCUGCACAGGGUGGAGGAGUCCCUGCUGGAGAAAGUACUCAACCAGGUUCUCAUUUGGACCCUUUCAAUGAUAUCCCUCUCCGUGUUGUGCAAGCUGUAUCACUCAGAAAUUCUGCCUAAGGUGAAGACGGGGAAGUCAGCACGUGCGCGGAAGUCUAUCCAGUUAGGCAACGGAACGCAGAAAAUGCUGAGCCAGAAGGAGUCAGCCCGUGGUGAUUCUUCACUACGCACAGUGAACUACGCUGCAUACUUUUACAACUAUUCGAAGGACAGGGGGGUGCACAAACGGGGCCCCAUAGUCACGUCCUACACCCUCUUUAACCACGCCAUAACGAGGAGGUUCAAAAUGAGGAACCCCCUCCUGCGUCACCACCGUGAUAUUGCACAAGCCGUAGGUUCCUGCGGCAUGGCACCGGGGGGAGAAGCGAUCUCGUAUAGUGACAUACCAGCAGUCAACAGUGUGCCUCCUGUGUGUGGUUCACUCUACACGGAUGAGUCGCACUGCACGCAAAAGUCACAUAGCGAGGCCAACGGCACGAAGAUGCGGGCGAGUAUUUUCAAGCCGCAGGGAGAUACCCACGUGGAGGCGCAACAAGACGAAGUUUACCAUAUGCCGUCAUUAAAAAGAGAAAGAACAAUAUUGAACAAUUUGUAUAAAAUUAAAAUUAGGAGUGAAGAAAAGGUCCCCAUUUGGAGAAGCAAAAUGUGUUAUAAAGAGAUAGAGAAUUACGUAAGAGGAAAAAACAUAGAUGCGAAGAGCUACCACAAUGAAAGGUACACAUCGUUAAUGCAGAUAAAUAUAAAUAAGGGAGAUGAAAAUUUCCCUUUCCGAAAAGUGCUGAUAUAUAAAUAUCUAGACAGCUACUUUAUUUCCUUUUUCUCCUUCUACAUCAUAAAGCACUUGGGCAUAAACCAAUGUGUAAAAGGUACCCACACAGAAUAUAAAAAAAUUGAUCAUUUGUUAUUCCUCCUUUUGGUGCACUUUGAGAAGCACAUUGAAAUGUUCGUAAAUAGUUUUCUUAAAAGGACGUGGGAAUUAAAACCAAAAAGAAGGGAAGGUCCCUUUGACCCAUACGUCCUCUACCAGAAAAGGUAUUCGCUUAUUCACAGAUACUUAAUUAUGAAAUUAUCACCAGAGAAUAACUACUACUUAGAUUUUGAACGCAAGUACGAUUUUAAAAAGGGAGACACUAGCUUUGCAGAUACGCCCUUUCACAUCAAGAUAGAGAAUUGGGGAUGUCCCAAAGGGGGUUCACCUAGAAAGGCCUCCAACAUUGCCAACCAUUUGAGUGUGCUAACAUUUUAUAACACAAUUUUUCAAAGCAUUUUGACACACGAAAAUUAUUAUUACCCCUUCUUCGCCUCACUCAAUUAUUUGUAUUUGGACGACGUUUGA